Molecule: messenger RNA, 1895 nt
Organism: Alnus glutinosa
Lineage: Eukaryota; Viridiplantae; Streptophyta; Magnoliopsida; Fagales; Betulaceae
Product: probable mitochondrial adenine nucleotide transporter BTL3
Exons: 4
Coding region: 238-1539 (433 amino acids)
Biological process (GO): transmembrane transport
Source: RefSeq, a predicted model, not a curated record
AAUCAAGAAGGAAACGACUUUCCAGUCAGUUUUGGAGAGAAUUGUACUAUGCGGCGAUGGAAGCAAAGCAACCGAAUCCGCCAUUUUCUUUCUCCAAUGCUUCAACUCUCACGACAAAGCUUAUCCCAUUCCCUCGUAUUCUCCAACCUUAUCGCUACUCUCAUGACAAAGCUUAAAAGCUCAUGUCGUCCACAUUCAAAACCCUAGAUUUUUCCCAAGCACCAUUUCGCUCGCAAAAUGCUGCUAGGACUGGACCUCCGCUUUAGCAACUCUCACUCUCAUUCUCCAAAUUUGUUUUGUUAUAUAAAUUCCAACUUGAGUGUAUUUGUUAGCGGCGGGUUGUUUCUGGAACCCGCAAUUCCUUCUUCAUUCGUUAACUUAAUUUCGUCCACAAGUUCUUCGAUUAGCGUAUCGGGCUCGGCUUCUUCUAGUACUUGUGGUCGAAAACCGGUGGUUUUGAGGAGAGAGAAGAGCGUUGGGUUUUUGACGGUGAGCUUGAAGAGUGAUGGGUUUGUUCGGGAAUCGAAGGUGUAUUUGGUGCAAAACAGAGAGGAGGGUCCCGAGAAGGCGACGACGCGUGAGGAAGGCGACGCGGUUGUUGAGCGAGGAAAGAAACAGAAGGCUAGGUUACGGGGAGGUCGUGCCGUGAACACUACCAAGCAUCUCUGGUCAGGUGCUAUAGCCGCCAUGGUCUCCAGAACCUUUGUUGCCCCACUUGAGAGACUGAAGCUGGAAUAUAUACUUCGUGGUGAACAGAAGCAUCUUUUUGAACUCGUUAAGACUAUUGCAGCUUCUCAGGGCCUGAGAGGAUUUUGGAAGGGGAACCUUGUCAACAUUCUUCGUACAGCUCCAUUUAAGGCAGUUAAUUUCUAUGCUUAUGAUACAUACAGAAAACAAUUGCUCAAACUGUCGGCAAAUGAGGAAACUACAAACUUUGAGAGGUUUAUUGCUGGUGCUGCUGCUGGAAUUACUGCUACUGUCCUCUGUUUACCACUUGAUACGAUCCGGACCAAGAUGGUUGCACCUGGUGGGGAAGCCUUGGGUGGUGUUAUUGGUGCUUUCCGCCACAUGAUACGAACCGAAGGAUUCUUUUCUCUUUACAAGGGCUUAGUACCUUCCAUUAUAAGUAUGGCUCCUUCAGGUGCAGUUUUCUAUGGUGUGUAUGAUAUACUGAAAUCAGCAUAUCUGCAUUCACCAGAAGGAAAGAAGAGAAUUCAGAAUAUGAGCCAGCACGGGCAGGAACUGAACGCUUUUGACCAGCUUGAGUUGGGACCAGCUAGGACCUUACUAUAUGGGGCUGUUGCUGGUGCUUGUGCAGAAGCGGCAACAUAUCCAUUUGAAGUUGUGAGGAAGCACCUUCAAAUGCAAGUCCGGGCAACUAAAUUGGGUGCUUUGGCAACUGGUGUGAAGAUAGUUGAGCAGGGAGGAAUCACAGCUCUCUAUGCAGGACUCAUUCCCAGUUUGCUACAGGUACUUCCCUCAGCUUCAAUAAGUUAUUUUAUCUAUGAAUUCAUGAAGAUUGUUCUCAAAGUGGAAUGAGCAGUUGGAUCCUCUAGUAGAAUUUAUUGGAGGUUGUACAGUGAAUCGAAGAUGAGCACCAGAUAAUAUUUGGAUUGGCCAGAGUUAUCGUUGCCAUAGAUGUUUACAGUAGCGGCAAAGACUCCUCUGCUCUGCCCUCACCACACGGCUCCAUUCAUUCAUGCGAUGAAUUCUUUUGAAUUGCAAGAUGAAAAUAAAAAACUUCCACUACACCUCAACCUUCUGAUGAAAAUAAUUCUUUUGAAUUACUAGUCUUUUCUUAUUCGAUAAAUUGCUCCUUCAUUAAUCUAAUAUUUAUAGGUCACUAUCCAAUUUUGGCGGUCCUAAUGUAACGACCCAAGGAAAAGUAUUAGUCA